CAGUAGUAUAGCCACCUUGACUGUGACUGUGUGCUAUCUUCUUUAUUAAUGCAAUGAAUUUGGCACAUUAAGGGUAAUAUCGGUGAAAGGUAAAUGUAGUUUCUAUUCGGCUACAGUGCGUUUCGAGACCCGGGAAAAGUCACGCCUGAAUACAGUGGCAGAGAGAUAAUCUGUGUUUGAGAGAAAGUGCAAGAGAGAGAGAGAGAGAGUGAGAAGCACGCCUGAAAUUCCACAAGAAAUUUGCCCCCUAGGGUGAAAAAGAGGCGUGCUUGUGUGUUUGGGGUACAGUGACACUCCGAGGCACCUUGGUAACCAGUGAUCUCUGAGAGGACCAAUAAAUCUAACCUUUUUUCGUAGCUCUUUCCGAACUAAAAAAUCCGCAACAGACACAUUGUAGGGUGUGAGCCUCUAUCUCUUUACCGUGUGGGCCGCCACGCACCCUGAAGGGGUUAAUGUGAAACGGGCGUUAACCGAGCACUCGGAAGUUCUUCUCAUCUUUCAGGUGGGUCGACCCUAAUGUGAAGACAACGCAGCUCAACAAUUCAAAGCAAAGAAAGAAAGCCCUCCAACGCUGUUGAAGGCUGGAACAGGACACAGGAUCAUUGAAGUCCAAGAAUACUGCUGCAGUGAUGCCAUCCAAUAAGCAUUCCAUCAUGGUGGAGAGCAAGAUGUCUGCGACAGCCGUGGUUAACGGAGACACACCCCCUGCUGAGGGCUUAUUAGAGAACGACAGCGGUGUGGAGAUGACCAAUGAGAACAGCCCGCUCACUGCUGCAGAACCGCCGCCCUCCCCCUUCAGUCCCAAGCAGAAUGGAGAUGCUGCUUCACCUGCAGACACAGAUAUGAACCAAUCAUCUGGCAGCAGGAAAAGAAGCAGGAAGAGAUCGGAGGAGAGCACCUGGGAAAGUGCUUACAGCGAGUCUCUGCAGGAGAAGUGUGGAGGGGAAAGGACAGAAGAGUGUGAGUCAGGGCUAAGGGAGAGGCCUCGUCCCCGGACCAUCUUCCAGGUGGGCCUGGCCCCUCACAGCAAGCCCCGCCACAGAGACAGACCACGGCAGGCCAAGCAGGACUACAGCAGGCCCCUGCAGAGCCUGCCAGGCGCCCCCCCGCCCCCCCCCCUGGUCCCAGAGGUGCCCUCUCCAGAGGUGCUGGAGCAGGACUCCAAGGACUCGGCCCAGAGCUCCUCCACCUCCCUCACCUCCUCCUCAGACACCUCCUGCCAGGCGGAGUACAAGGACAACAAGGGUUUCGGGGUGGGGGAGCUGGUUUGGGGUAAGAUCAAGGGCUUCUCCUGGUGGCCGGGCAUGGUGGUGACCUGGAGGGCUACAGGGAAGCGCCGGGCCACCCACGGCAUGCGCUGGCUACAGUGGUUUGGAGACGGCAAGUUCUCAGAGGUGUCGGCCGACAAGCUGGAUUCCAUCACGGCCUUCUCCAAGUUCUUUAACCAGGCAUCCUACACCAAGCUGGCUUCCUACCGCAGGGCCAUCUUCCAGGCACUCAGGAUGGCGAGCGUGCGGGCGGAGCAGACCUUCCCCCACUGUGAGUCGGAGGGAGCCGAGGAGCAGGUCAAGCCCAUGCUGGACUGGGCCAAGGGCGGCUUCCUUCCCAAGGGCCAGGAGGGACUCAAACCCACACACAACCCUGAGUCCAGUCCGUUGACCCAGCAGGUGUUGGACGUCAGUCUGCCUGAGUACUGCCCCCCCGCCAAGAAGCCUCGAGCCAGCUUCACCAAGCCCAACCCAGAGGAGGUCUACAGCAGAGAACUAAUGGUGCAUGAAGUUUUGAAGAAUAAACGAAGUAUUGAAGAGUUUUGCCUGUCAUGCGGGAAGACGAGAGUGGCAACUUUCCACCCGCUGUUUGAAGGAGGCCUCUGCCAAGCAUGCAAGGAUGUGUAUCUGGAGAUCUCCUACAUGUAUGAUGAUGAUGGUUACCAGUCCUACUGCACAGUGUGCUGUGGAGGCCGUGAGGUUCUACUCUGUGGGAAUGCCAACUGCUGCAGGUGUUUCUGUGUGGACUGUCUGGACAUCCUGGUGGGCGCGGGAGCGUCUGCCAGCGCCCGGGACCUGGACCCGUGGCGCUGCUUCAUGUGCCAGCCCCAGCAGGCUUACGGCACGCUCACACGCCGCCACGACUGGUGCCUCAAGCUGCAGGAGUUCUUCGUCAACGACAAAGGCCAGGAGUUUGAGAGCCCAAAGAUCUACCCAGCAGUCCCAGCAGAACAGAGACGACCAAUCAGAGUUCUCUCACUCUUCGACGGCAUUGCGACCGGCUACCUGGUUCUGAGGGACCUGGGUUUCAAGGUGGACCAGUACAUUGCGUCCGAGGUGUGUGAGGACUCUAUCUCGGUGGGCGUGGUCCGACAUGAAGGAAAGAUCCAGUACGUUCAUGACGUCAGGAACAUCACCAAGAAGAAUAUUGAGGAGUGGGGUCCCUUUGACCUGGUGAUUGGAGGAAGUCCCUGUAACGAUCUGUCAAUCGUCAACCCGGCCAGGAAGGGCCUGUAUGAGGGGACUGGGCGCUUGUUCUUUGAGUUCUACCGUCUGCUGAGUGAGGCCAGGCCCAAGGAGGGCGAGGAGCGCCCCUUCUUCUGGAUGUUCGAGAACGUGGUUGCCAUGGGCGUCAACGACAAGAGGGACAUCUCGCGUUUCCUCGAGUGCAAUCCUGUGAUGAUCGAUGCCAUAGAAGUUUCUGCAGCUCACCGGGCUCGCUACUUCUGGGGCAAUCUCCCAGGCAUGAACAGGCCCCUGUGUGCAUCUGGGAUGGACAAGCUGGAGCUGCAGGACUGUCUGGAACACGGACGGGUUGCCAAGUUUGGGAAGGUGCGCACCAUCACCACACGCUCCAACUCCAUCAAGCAGGGCAAGGACCAGCACUUCCCCGUCAUGAUGAACGGCAAGGAAGACAUCCUCUGGUGCACCGAGCUGGAGAGGAUCUUUGGGUUCCCGGUCCACUACACAGACGUGUCCAACAUGGGCCGCGGGGCCAGGCAGAAGCUGCUGGGCCGCUCCUGGAGCGUGCCCGUCAUACGACACCUCUUCGCCCCUCUCAAGGACUACUAUGCCUGCGAGUAGAGACCACCCCCCCAAACACCCCCUCAGACCCCCCCCCCCCCUCUCUCUCUCUGUCCCUCCCCAACAGCUGAGUCAGCUGAGUACCCUUAAGGCCACGGAGGGGUCAGAGGUCGGUUAGUCUAGCUGCCUUCCAUGAUGGGGGGGCUUGUUCGUGCAGCUAAAGCUGGGGGUCUCAGAUCUAGACCCUCCUGGUAAUACCUUGUACCUCCCAGGAGUCACACAGAACAGAGAAUGUUCUCAGACUGAAACACUGACAGCCAGACUGUCGUUUUAGAAUGGUCUUUCUAUCUUUAUGACCGUUUUAGGACAGCCGAUUAAUGUUCUUGAUGUCUAAGCAAAAGAGACUGAGAGUGAGAGUAAUUCAAUGUUAACUAAUACUUGAAUUUAUUGCAGUGCAAAGUCCCCCAAAAAUAUGUGAGUGAGUCUAACUAAGAAGUUGAUGUUGACAAGAUGGCAAAAAGUUGAAUGUCACUGCCUAUACCUGAUGUGUCUUAAAAACAGUUGAAAACAGUUACCAGUAAGACUGUAGUAGAGAUUUUAGCUAAAGGGACUGUGUAUUAUGCUAAUGUUGUACACCAGGUUAAUUCCUUUGAUUUGCUGUCAUACCCAAAGUGGGCUGCUGAUAGUUUUUCUGUCAGAUACUUCCAUGUUUCUCUUGAAUCUCCCUGGAGUUACAGUACCAGUCAAAAGUUUGGACACAUGUGUCCAAACUUUUGACUAGUACUGUACAUACAGACAUAACUAGCAUUUCCUUGGACUCUUCCAUUGGUUCCAUUGCGCUUGGCAUAAUCAAACCAGUAUGGAAGUAUUUGAGUUUUGCCAAAUCAAUAGUCAAUACUAUCAAAACACUAUUUGGCCCAAAAUUGCAUUUUUAACUGUAUACCUUAACAAAGCCAAGGAACUGAUCACUAGACUACUCGUAAAGAGUGAUUGUAGUUCCUGUUAUGUGUACUGUAUUUGUGAUCAUGUUUACAGGUUUGGUGAUUUCUCUCCUCGCCAAAGGAAACACAAUGAGUGACUUGUGAACAUCUCUUGUGCCUGUGUGUAAAACAGGUGCUAUAGUUAUUUUAGUUCAAAAGUAGCUUUUAGCCAUGCUAAGCAUAGGUAAUGGAAGGGUUAAGAAAAUACAUCCGCCCAUCUGACUUCAUUGCAAUUUGUUGACCAUAUGUUUGGUUGAGACCUUGAAAAUUAACAUUGCAGUGUGCAGGUAUUUUCUUCUUUUUUUUCUGUAGUCAUUUUACUUGCGUGGUUAAAUGCAAAGAUGACGUCCAGAUCUUUUGUUUCUGUGGCUGUAAAGAUGGAUAUAACCUAGUAUUGUAACGUGGGAGGUCACACUAAGAAUUCACCCAUAGUUUGCAGUCACAAUGUUGUUGUUUUUUAGAUUGAAGUAAAGCACACACUUUGCUUUGUAACUCUCGGUAGUACUUUGGAAUAUCCUCUUAGAUCGUUUCACAUGCCUCACACCAUUAUACGUAGUGACAGGUACAGUGGUAGGCCUGCCUCUGCAUUUUGACUGGAUAUGCAGCGGAGUGCAGGUGCCACUAGCAGGCGCCACCAUGAUAACUGAUGUACAUGACCAACAUUGGAACAGAGUUAAGAGAGCUUGUUGCAGUGCAUAAGCUCCCACUAUGGACAUCGUAUAUAGCUGAGGAUUCAACUCUGCUUCGGUCAUGUAAAGUGUUUAUUUUCCAUUUGUUUUAUUCCGUAUGUGUAUUGAAAAGACUGCACACAUUUAACUGAUUAUGUUUCUCAACAAUGGAGACCUGCCAAAAUGUUUAUAUAUAUAUAUGGUUGUAGACCUAUGAUAAUGGACAAAAUAUGUGAAAAAUCCCUUCCUUUGCUUGACACCUAAUUACAGAUAUAACAUGGUGUAGGGAAAACAGGUUGUUCUCUGAAGUCAUACACACCUGUGCCCAGUUUAGUCGGGUCAGGCGUGGCAUUCCUUGAGAGGAAGCUAGAAGUGAGUUUUAGGGUCAGGGGAAGAUGCCGCUUCAGAGAGUCUGAACAAGGACCUAGAGAACAAGGACCUAGAGAACAAGGACCUAGAGAGCUCACUCAGUUCAACACUGGCUGGCGGUCUGCCAGACGAAAACAACACUUGAUUUUAAAACCAAUGGUAUUCUUUUUUCCAAGAUACCAAAAGAUUUGAGUAUCGUUGACAACCUGUACUACAACUGCUGUAACGUUGGCAGUGUCGAGCUUGAAAAGAAAGAUCAUGAGAUGUUUCUCUUGACUUUUGACAACUACCCUUUUUUUACCCUUCUACUCGGUUCUGCUCACCAGCAAAACUAGUUGCACAGUUAGUGCUUAAUAAUUUUGUGAUGUUUUUAAUCUUUUUAAUCACUAGUUGUUUUUCUAUGUUGUUUUUAGACGUAAAUUUAAACAGUAUGUAUAUGGUUUGUGUUUACUGAAAAGAAACCUUCUACAGUUCAAAUGUUUCUGUUAUUGCUCAUGUUUUGUUUUUAUAUGACUUUUUACUAGAUAUUAGAAGUACAUGUCAGAGUCUGCUAUUUUAAUACUUCUGAUAACAAUUUGGAAAUACAGUGAAAAGGUAUAUUUGUGUACCCUAUUUGACUUUAUAUAAUUUUUACUCAAUAAAAAUGCUUUAUACCGAUGAACCUCUUA
Hypomesus transpacificus is the source of this 5696-nucleotide messenger RNA. It is a transcript of the gene dnmt3bb.1, whose product is annotated as DNA (cytosine-5-)-methyltransferase 3 beta, duplicate b.1. Lineage: Eukaryota; Metazoa; Chordata; Actinopteri; Osmeriformes; Osmeridae. Gene Ontology annotation, biological process: negative regulation of transcription by RNA polymerase II. The transcript has 23 exons. Gene Ontology annotation, molecular function: DNA (cytosine-5-)-methyltransferase activity, acting on CpG substrates; DNA binding. Gene Ontology annotation, cellular component: nucleus. The coding region runs from base 630 to 3071 and encodes 813 amino acids. The record is from RefSeq and is a predicted model, not a curated record.